AAGAGCGAGCCCAGGGCUCUUGAAAUGCAGCAGAAUCCUUAUUUAUAAACAGGCCGCGGUAGUGAUAUAUGCAAUCCCCCUCUACUCAGUGAGUUUUCUAUCCUAUGGAUAACGGUCUUGAGAGUUGAGAUUGGAGAGCAGCGCCGUCUGCGCUGGGUCCUGCAGCCUACGUCCUUUCAAUGCCUGGUUCUCUCUGUGACUGCUGGCCUUCCCUGGAGAUCAGAGCACUCCUGUGUGCCAUGGGCUGUAUUCAGAGCAUCGGAGGCAAAGCCAGGGUCUUCCGGGAAGGGAUCACGGUGAUUGAUGUGAAAGCCUCCAUCGACCCGGUCCCCACCAGCAUCGAUGAGUCCUCCAGCGUGGUGCUCCGCUACCGGACACCCCACUUCCGGGCCUCGGCCCAGGUGAUCAUGCCGCCCAUCCCCAAGAAGGAGACCUGGAUCGUUGGCUGGAUCCAGGCGUGCAGCCACAUGGAGUUCUACAAUCAGUAUGGCGAGCAGGGCAUGUCCAGCUGGGAGCUCCCCGACCUCCAGGAGGGCAAGAUCCAAGCCAUCAGUGACUCGGACGGGGUGAACUACCCCUGGUACGGCAACACCACGGAGACCUGCACCAUCGUGGGCCCCACCAAGAGGGACUCCAAGUUCAUUAUCAGCAUGAACGACAACUUUUACCCCAGCGUCACGUGGGCCGUGCCCAUCAGCGAAAGCAACGUGGCCAAGCUCACCAACAUCCACCGGGACCAGAGCUUCACCACCUGGUUGGUGGCCACCAACACGUCCACCAACGACAUGAUCAUCCUGCAGACGCUGCACUGGCGCAUGCAGCUCAGCAUCGAGGUCAACCCCAACCGGCCCCUGGGCCAGCGCGCCCGGCUGCGGGAGCCCAUCGCCCAGGACCAGCCCAAAAUCCUGAGCAAGAACGAGCCCAUCCCACCCAGUGCCCUGGUCAAGCCCAAUGCCAACGACGCUCAGGUCCUCAUGUGGCGGCCCAAGUACGGGCAGCCGCUGGUGGUGAUCCCACCCAAGCACCGGUGACAGCCAGGGCCACCUGCCAGGUUAGACUUGUGAAUAAUAAUACCACUGAAAACAAAACGCAGACGUUCUCUUCAGUCAUUCAGCAAGAUACAACCAUUCUACCUUCUCCAGCGGGCGGGUCUCACCGUGCUGAUGCCCCCGGGAAGGCCUCCCCGGCUCUCGGCAUCUGCUUCCUUUCAGGGAGAGGGGAGACCCAAGCAGGACAGACAGACCCCACGUGUGCCCUCAGGGUCACCUCUGGUCUCCUUUCCUCUCCUUUUUCUCACAGUUUCAGUCGCUCACUUGUCACAGAUUCCCUGAAACACUGCUUUUUCCAGUUUUUUUAAACCUCUUCUUUUGGGGGUUCAGGGGCAGGAGGAGGAGGAGCUGAUCAGGAGGGAGGCCCCAGCUCCGAUCAAAGAGACAGAUCCGCACUGCUGCCGAUUUGUGGCCCUGGCCGGCCUUCCCCCCAGGUCCCCGUCCCCCAUCAUGCGGCCUUAUGUAGACUUGCUUUGCCAAACUUUUGCCUUAAGCUGAAUUUCAAGGAAGAAAAUGAAUCGGAGACAGAAAGCAGGAUUUCUUUUCUACCAGACUUUUCCUCUUCUGCCAGAGGUGGAGGGAGGGGUGGGGUCGCCUGUGAGGUUCUCUUGAGACCUUCGUCCCGUUGUCUUGGGAGAAGGGUCGGGAGGGGCAUUUAGAGCUGAAACCAGCUGCUCACUCUUUCUUUUUGGCAGAAACAAAACCACAGGCAGCCUCUGCCUGAACAGCCCCUUCUCUCCCCCACCCCUAGGUCGCAUCCCCCACCUACGGAGAGGGGCUGUGAUCUCUGGUGGGGUGGCCCCGCCAACGGCCUGGCCUUUUCUCCCCUCUCCUUUCCCAGCAGCCUUAACUUCCCAUGGGCGGCUCCAGGAGAGGGGGAGGCUCCUGUGAGCCCAGGGGAUUUUCACCCUCACAGUCCUCAGGACCUACCCCCAGUUGGGUCCCUGGUCCAUCCCUCCAGGUAUUUGGCUUUAUCUUUCUCCAUCCACACUGGUCCCCGGUGCCUGGGGGCUGGUCACCCGUACCACCAAGACACAGUCUCACUGUUAGUCUCAAAGGUAAGGAAGGCAUUCACGUCCCCUCUUGCAGGGAUUUUAAGACUUGAAUGGGGCAGGCCCCGGCCCCUAUGGCUGGCUGGGCUCUAGUGUACUGUAAAGGGGCCAAGACAGGGCUUGAUCUCAGGGGGCACCCGUCCCAGGUCCUCGGGGCAGGGGGAGGGUGCAGUCAGGUUCUGCCACAGUGAUGAGGUGGGAGGUACCCAAGCUAUAGGGCAGUCUUGGGAGGCCAUCAGCCGAGCCUCUGCCUCCUGUCCUGGUCAAGGGCUGGGAGGGCUGAGUUGGCCCAUGGUUGAGAGGGGUCAGAGCCACUCUGGAGGCUGGGAUGGCACAGCAGACAGCGUCAGGUGAGGACAGACAUUGGGAAGCCCAUCCCUGGGACCUGCUCUCCCUCGGUCCCAGGCCUCGGGAGCCUCAGGCCAUGCUUAGUCCUGACCCAUUGUGCCAGGGUUCUAAGUAGCUGCUGGCAGGGGCUAACGGGACAUUCUGCUGAAGCCACGUUCCUUCCAGCUUGCCAAACCCACAGCUACCCCCCACCCCGCCCCGGGACCUGCUCUCAGCCUAAUAAUUAUCAAGCACAGAAAACCGUCCAUUUAGAAAAAUAAUCCAUUUCUGCUGCAGAUGAGCCACUUGUAGGAGUCUCUGUGACGGCGUGGGACAGUGUGGGCACCGAGGUUCCUGCCCCGCCCCUUUGUCCACGGGCUGCUAUGUUUAUUCAAGGGGUGCUUAAUGCCCGUUCAGUCUCUGCCGUCAGUCUCUGGGCCCAGCUCGUGCCAGGAGGCUGUGCUGGCACACACUGGGCUGAUGCUGCUGGCUGGCACAGUGCUCAGGGGGCCCUUGGUGGGGGCCGGACCUCCCCGCAGAAACUGCAGGUUCUCUUUUGUUAGUAUGGGGGCCGUGCCAUGGAGAGGCAGUAGCCUUUAGGGGAACAGUGGGUCCCAGCUGCAGGUCUGGGGAUGGUGGGAAUGGGCCUGGGACUCGGCUUUCAUUUACUGGAGACGAUUCUCCACUCAGGUCUUUAUUGCACUAACGCGGGACGGGGCCCUGGGGGUUUAGGAAGCAGGUCUCUAGCUGCUGGGUUCUUCCUGGAGGUGGGGCUAGAGAGCAGAAUGGAAAGGGGCUUCCUGAGCUGCUGGGGUGCAAGGAGCCCCGAACCCACAUUUCUUGAGUGUGUGCAAACACUCGAAGCGGGAGCCAGCACCCCUCCCUCUGCAUGCCCGGUCCCCAGCCCACCAUGCCCCCUGAGCCACCUUCACCCACACCCUUUCUUUCCGCCCUUCCUUCCUCACUGAAGAAGGGCUGGGAAGACCCCAGCCAGGCUGCAGGUCCGGCUGCGGACGCUCAGCUCAGCUCCGGUCUGGUCCCCAGCCUCUUUCCUUCUGUCGGAGCACAGGCCCCAGGCAUCCUUCCCCGGGCCCUGGUCCUCUUCUGUCCCCCAGCCCUGCCCUGGCGUGGACAGCCACCCACUCCUUCCAGCAAUAAGCACUGUCCGUGGAGAGUACUGUGAAACAAACCAAUGCACUUCCCAGGAGGCACAAGACUCUUGAAGAAAAUGUAAAAUGAACCUUUUUUAAAAAAAAAAAAAAAAACAAAUAUUCAUAAAGAGAAAUAAAAUGUAAUUUUAAAGUA
Molecule: messenger RNA, 3733 nt
Organism: Cebus imitator (Panamanian white-faced capuchin)
Lineage: Eukaryota; Metazoa; Chordata; Mammalia; Primates; Cebidae
Gene: FAM78A
Product: family with sequence similarity 78 member A
Exons: 2
Coding region: 180-1031 (283 amino acids)
Source: RefSeq, a predicted model, not a curated record